CUGAGAGAUUCCGAGGCAUCUAAGUAAGAGACUCCGAAACAUGUAUCUGAUUAAACCACUUUUAGCGUCCUUAGCAAUUGCUUUUACAUGCGGAGACCCUCGAAUAAUAACACCUGUCUUCAGGGCGGUUAACUUUGCCAGAGAAAUAAGGGGACGACGUCUUAAUGGAAGUGUUUUUAGAGAAAUAGAAGUGGAUUCUGAGGGUCUAUGUCAACUGCAGUGUGUGGAAGAAAGUUCAUGCGUCUCUUACAACUUUGGAUCCAGAACAAAUAAGAAGUUUAAAUGUCAACUAAGCGACUCUGAUCGCUUCACUAACUUCAAGAAUUUCACCAAAGACAACGAAUUUCUGUACAGAGGAGUGAUGAGCGAUUGUGAGUUCAAUUCUUCCCUUUGUGCAAAAAACCAAAUCUGUGUUCCCAAUUAUAAAGACAACACUGCAGAAUGCAAAUGUGGUUAUGCAUCUGGAUAUACUGGAAAACCAUGCGUUACGCAUACGGCAGAAGCACUAAGCUGCCAGCACCUCCUUAAAGAUGGCGUCACAUCCAGUGGAGUGUACACGAUCAAUCCAGAUGGAGGCAAACCAAUUCAAGUGUUGUGUGACAUGGCCACGGACGGUGGAGGUUGGACCAUUUUUCAGAGACGUUUGGACGGCUCCGUUGACUUCGAUCGAGACUGGAAAACUUACAAAGACGGGUUUGGAAAUCCGAUCGGCGAGUUCUGGCUCGGAAACGACAAUCUUCACCGUUUGACAGCCACUAAUGACGUCAUGUUGAGAGUUGACUUGGAAGACUUUGAGGGGAACAUCACGUACGCUAAGUACGCCACUUUCAAUGUCACAGACGAGGCAGAAAAUUACACGCUCACACUUGGAGGAUACACUGGCGAGGCGGGUGACUCCUUCACAUCUCAUAGUGACAAUCAGUUUUCCACCAAAGAUCGAGAUAAUGACCAGUCACCAUUCUAUCACUGCGCACGGGAUGAUCAGAAAGGAGGCUGGUGGUUUGAUAACCCUCAGUGUGUUCAAUGCAAUCUUAACGGUUUGUAUAACGUUACCAGCGGCCAAACAGGGGUUAUCUGGAAGGACUUCCGAGGCCUUUACUAUUCACUCAAACGUUCUGAAAUGAAAAUCAAGCCCAAGGAUCAAUGAUGUGUACCUAUGUGUGCUUCCAUUAUCUUAUUACUGAUUUACUAAAAGCUUCUGCAAGUUCACUUACAAUACCAACUUUAUUGACAUUCCAAUAAAUGACUUUUGAAUGUCAAUUUACAAAAACUGAAAAAUUCACAGAUAUAUAUAUAUAUAAACGAUCACCUUUCAAUCAACUUCCAACUUUAACUUUCGAUUUUAUCAUUCAUCAGUAAAUUUCUGUAUCCAAAUAAACUUGAGCUUCUUUUUGAAAGUAGUGAUAUUUACAACAGAUUUUAAAGAGGUGUCUAAAGUCUAAAGUCUCAAAGGCUUUAGUUUAAGACUGUAACUUCAACGGGAAAAAUUAAAAUAACACAGCUCUUAUCCACCAUUCCUGGAGUUGAUCGAGCUUAGCCUAAUCAUUGACAAU
Messenger RNA from Stylophora pistillata, 1553 nucleotides. Its product is annotated as ficolin-2-like. Lineage: Eukaryota; Metazoa; Cnidaria; Anthozoa; Scleractinia; Pocilloporidae. The record is from RefSeq and is a predicted model, not a curated record.